Messenger RNA from Durio zibethinus, 3305 nucleotides. RefSeq names its product bromo-adjacent homology (BAH) domain-containing protein. Gene Ontology annotation, molecular function: RNA binding; chromatin binding. The record is from RefSeq and is a predicted model, not a curated record. Lineage: Eukaryota; Viridiplantae; Streptophyta; Magnoliopsida; Malvales; Malvaceae.
AUAAAUAAAAUUCAGUGACCAAAUUAAAAUUUUAGAAAAAUUAGACGGGAAUCGGGAUCAAUAAGGAAAUUUACUCCGAUAUAAAAGUAAAAUACUAUUGAAAAAAAAGGACUGCUUUAUUACUGCUGUCGCCGACUGCACUGAGGGGAAAGGUGAGGAGAAACAGGUCACAAGCACACAUAUAAAUACGGUUAUUAGAGCAAGAGGCGGAAGAUUAAAGUCGGGGAUAACGACGCAAAGGAGGACGGACAUUAAGGUUGCUCUUGGCUAGGGUUUUUCCUUUUUUCUAAUAGUAAAAAUUAAAGCAAAUUAUCCUCACUCUCUGCCUCUUCUGAAAUCGUUUUGUUAUUAUGGUAGAAGCCACUGAAAUCGAGAACCUUGAAUUUAAGUGGGGUAAAAAAAGAGGAAUUGGUGGGAAAAAGAAAGAUGUUCAGUUUUAUGAAUCGUUUACUUAUGAUGGCCUCGACUACACUCUUUAUGACAAUGUUUAUCUUCACAAGGAAGGCGAGCCAUUGCCUUAUCUGGGGAAACUUAUAAAAAUAUGGGAGAAUCCCGAUAAAUCCAAGAAAGUGAAGGUUUUAUGGUUUUUCCAACCUUUUGAGAUCUCGAAUUAUCUUGUAGUUGAAUUGACACAUCCGAAUGAAGUAUUUUUGGCAUCUGGUGAAGGAGUAGGCCUUGCCAACGUUAAUCCCUUGGAAGCAAUUGCUGGAAAAUGCAAUGUAGUUUGCAUUUCAAAAGAUAGCAGAAAUCCACAACCUUCAGAUGAAGAGCUCCAAAUGGCCGACUUUGUUUAUUACCGUACUUUUGAUGUUGGACAACACAUUAUCUUGGAUAAAAUAGAUGACAAAGUUGCUGGAAUUGAUGUUAAAUUUAUUUUUAACCAAGUGGGUUCUCUGAAGCCCUGUUCUGUUCAUAACUUUAGUGCGGAUGAUAAACAUGCUAGUGAAAAUGCUAUGGAAACAAAUGAAAGGGCGGUUUUGUCCAAGCUAAACUCAUCUGAGAAUCAUAUUGCUGAAGAUGAUAGACAAGAGGAGCAGAAACUUGUGGUUGUGGAGAAGCUUGCUGCCAAUGAUGGACAAGAGAAUGGCUUUAACUGCAAAAUUGCUUCAAAUGUUAAAGUUGAAGAGAAUUCAGAUGUAAAAGUGUCAUCAGUUAAACCGAAUUUCUCCCAGAGAGAGAAGCCUGUUUCUGGUGUAGUUACAAAGUCAGGUGAACUGGCCAGAAGCAAUGAUAGACUGGAAAAUACUUCUGGAGAUAAGAUAGGUUCAAUCCAUAAAGUUAAAGAAAAUGAAGACUUAAAAGGGUCAUUAAUUAAACAGGAAAACACCUCUGGUGAGAAGAUAGGUAGUGUAAGUAAGUCUUUUGUCAAUAAAGUCAAAGUUGAUGAAAAAUUAAAAUCAAUUAAGGAGUUAGGGGAGUUUGAUGAGAAGCCGCGUAAGAGAGCAAAGAUUGAUAGUUCUGUGAAAGUCUCCAAUGACAAGAACAAGAACAAGGUGCUUAAGCCAAACUGUGAUUCUGAUGGAAAUAAUUCAAAGUCCUUAGUGCCAAACAUUACUGCUUCUGAAGAUAAAUCAAGACGUGCUACAGAUCCUCUUUGGACAGCCAACAACUCUUCCAAGAAGCUGAAGAUUGAUGAUAAACUCACAAAACCUACUAAUUGCAAAUCUCCUGAGUGGCCUCCAAAUGAUGGUAUAAAAACUGGUGAUAAAGCACUGGAAGUUACUAGGAGGCCUGAUUCUGAUAGGAGCAAAUGGUUUGCAGAACUUCCUUGGGAAGAAAGAAUGCAGGAUGCACAUGAGCAUGGAACACUUGUCUUGUUUCAAAAUCUGGAUUCAGCUUACACUUCAGCGGAUGUGGAGGAUAUAGUUUGGAAUGUCUUCAAGGAAACUUGCAGAGCUAAGAUGGUGCAGCGGACUGCAUAUUCUAGCCAACAUUCUGGUCAGGCUUUUGCUAUAUUCAAAACAAGCGAAGUAGCAGAGGAGGUUAUUAGAAAAUUGGAUGAGGGAUGCUUGUUGCUACCAAAUCGGAGGCCACUUGUUGCCAGCAUGCCAAAUCCUUGCUUUCCAAGGAAGCAGUCAACUUUUGCAGGCCAUCUCGUUGUUGAUAAACUCAAAACCCAACGGGAGAUGAAAGAAGCGAUAUCUACUUCACAUUCUUCCCAGCCUAACACACUUGAAUAUGAUAUGGCGUUGGAAUGGUGCUUAAUGAUAGAAAGAUCCAAUCAGUUCUGGAAGAAGUUAUUCGAGCGACAAGGGAAAGAGAUCGUAAAGCUGAAGGCUAACUUUAAGUCCAGAUGAGCACUGAUAAUUUUGUUUUCCCCUAAUUUUGUGUGUUCCUUUUGAAUUAAAAGGAAGCCUUUAUCUGAAGCAAACCACCAAUGUGGAGUUUUUGUUCUGACCUCUGAUAUGAAGUGUUCAAGCUGGUGGAAACUUGAUUCUAGCUGUGUUUUCAGACGCACUAAGACUAGGUGAUGCUGAAACAGAUGGAAUAUGCAUAAUUAAGGCCUGAGCUCCGAGUCUUUUUAGGUAAUCAGGCAAAUUUUGGGAAGAGCAGAUGUAAUUAUGUUUGCGGUUCAGUUUUAGCGUGAUGCUUAAUUCCUUAUAUAGCAAUUUGUAUAAUCCAUUCGCAUUGCCCUCUUUUUGGCUAGGAGAGGUUUUACUAGCUCUAGUUAUGUUCCCACGCCACUUUUGACCUGCGUUUGGAAAUUCCAACAGACAUGCUGGGAUUAAACUAAAAUAUAAUGCUUACUCUUACAAGUUACGCCAAUUGAGUGGGAACCUUCGGAUUUAAUUAUCUGAUUUAUUCUUACUAAUAUCGACAGUUUCCAAAUGGUAGCUAUGGGGGUGUUGAGUGUCAACAAAUAGGAUUUUGAGUUUUUGCUCACUUGUAAUUAAAGGUGAUGGAGGGCGGAAGGGAUGUAGUUUUUAAUGAUAUUGGCAUGCAUCUGACGAAUUUACCCGUAUGCAUUCUGUACGUCGUUUACUUUUCAGUAGAAAGUCGACGGUUUUAAGGUUAUAUCUUGUUAUUGGCUUAUUUAUUUAAAUAUGCACUGACAAUGACUUGAUCUGCAAAGAAGAAAAUUAAGACAACAUUAGACCAUUUCAACGAAUAUUCUAUGAAAAAGAGAGCAAGCAAGUGUGCUCUAAGACGAUGACCGUGGCUUCAAGGCUCAAAAGUGAGCCUUUAUCUUUGAAAAGAAUGGUGUUGGGGAUAGAAUUUUCCAAUAUAGAUUCGCUUAUAAGUGGUAUAUAAGACAUCUGGCGAAUGGCAUCUUGUUGCAGAGUGCCCGGUACAUGUGUGUUUCU